AUGUUCUUCUGCAAGUCAAACCAACAAAACUGUGAAACCCUGGCUCAGAUCUUGAAGACCUAUGAAGCAUCGUCAGGACAAAAGAUAAACCUCAUCAAAUCCUCAAUCACCUUUGCGGCAAAGACAAACAGAGAGACAAAGGAGAAAGCACAAGAGAUACUGGGAAUAACAACUUUUGGAGGCCAAGGCAAAUACUUGGGGUUGCCAGAACACUUUGGCCGGAAAAAGAAAGAUCUUUUCGCCUUGAUAGUGGAAAGGAUAGUGAACAAGGCAUCCAGCUGGUCAGCUCGGUUCCUCUCUGGAGCAGGAAAGAUGACAAUGCUCCAAUCAGUUCUUGCAGCUAUACCGACAUACACAAUGUCUUGCUUCAAACUGCCUUUAAGCCUCUGCAAAAGAAUCCAGUCAGCCCUGACUAGGUUUUGGUGGGACGAACAAGUAGGGGAAAAGAAAAUGUGUUCGGUUGCGUGGAGGAAACUAACCAAAUCUAAAAGGGAUGGGGGUCUCGGGUUUCGUGAUGUUCAGACUUUCAACGAUGCGCUCUUGGCCAAGCUUAGCUGGAGGAUUCUAAUGAAUCCAAACUGUCUACUGGCUCGUGUCCUGACAGGAAAGUACUUCAGACAAGAGAAUUUCCUGGAAACAAAAGGAAAAGCCUCAGCCUCCCAUGGAUGGCACAUAAUUAUGAUUGGAAGAGAUCUACUAUUGAAAAACCUGGGGAAAGCAAUAGGCAACGGAAGGACUACAUGCUUGUGGACAGAUCUGUGGCUCUCGCUUGAAGUACCAGCUAAGCCUAUGGGACCUGCAACAGAGGAAACAAUGAAUUGGAAGGUCUUGGACCUGAUAGAUCCUCACAACAAAAAGUGGGACAAGACGAAAAUAAGAAGAGUCUUACCACUGUUGGAGAAUACAAUCUUGGGAAUCAAAUCGAGUGUGUUUGAGAACGAAGACGAGCACAUCUGGCUAGCAAAUGAAUCUGGUGACUACUCGGUUAAAUCGGGAUAUCAUAUAGCCCGAGCUACACAGCAGCAGGAAGGAGCAAACCCACUUGACGAUGACGAGGCUACAACAAUCAAUUGGAAUAGAGACGUUUGGAAUGGGAAGACAUCGCAGAAACUGAAGGUAUUCAUAUGGAAGCUAUGUAAUGGGGCAAUAGCACUAGGAGAAAACUUACUCAGUAGGGGACUGGAGUGUAAUGCCGUUUGUAAUCGUUGCGGUGAGCUUGAGACACGUGAACACCUCCUGUUCCAUUGCUACUUCGCUCAGCAAGUUUGGGAAAUGGCGCCGCUGAGCAACCGUCAGCCGUUCUCACCACAACAAUCGUUCUUUGAGACCCUCCAGACCUCGAAAUCUUGGACUACUCUUCCGUCAACGGGCAUCACCGGAGCGUGGAGUUUCCCUUGGAUAUGCUGA
This is a messenger RNA of Microthlaspi erraticum, 1407 nucleotides long. The record is from the annotation of a GenBank genome assembly. NCBI's taxonomy places the organism in Eukaryota, Viridiplantae, Streptophyta, Magnoliopsida, Brassicales, Brassicaceae.